Coffea arabica (coffee) is the source of this 627-nucleotide messenger RNA. RefSeq lists its product as uncharacterized. NCBI's taxonomy places the organism in Eukaryota, Viridiplantae, Streptophyta, Magnoliopsida, Gentianales, Rubiaceae. The record is from RefSeq and is a predicted model, not a curated record.
AUGGCUAAUGCACGAACACUAAGGGAAUUGGCUGCUCCUGAUUUAAAUCAGCAGCCUUUGUGCAUUAUUUUUCCAAGUUUAGAUGAUAACACUCCAUUUGAAUUAAAAUCUAGUCUAAUUCAUCUCUUGCCAUCAUUUCAUGGUUUACCAGGUGAAGAGCCGUAUAAGUACUUGCAAGAGUUUGAUGUAGUUUGCAACAGCAUGAAACUCCCGAGCAUUACAGAAGAGCAGGUUAAAAUGAGGGCAUUCCCCUUCUCCUUGAAGGACUCUGCAAAAAACUGGUUGUACUACCUACCACCAGGGGUUCUGGUGAACAAGACCCCUCGAGCAGCGUGGGAGCUAAUUGAAGGAAUAGCGAAGAAUUCACAGCAAUUUGGUACAAGAGAAGAUGUCCCGAUACGCAAGGUGAAUGAAGUAGAGACAUCCUCUAUCCAGCAGCAGCUGACUGAUUUGACUUCUUUUGUUAGGCAGUUGGCUGUAGGAAAUGCAUCUCAGGCCAAGGUGUGCGGGAUUUGUACUGGUAUGGGUCAUUCUACGGAGAUAUGUCCAAUGAUUCAAGAGGAAAGUGCAGAGCAAGUAAACAUGAUUGGUCACACGCCCGCGCCAAGAAAGGCCUAUGACCCGUAG